AUGGUUGACCAACCCGAUGAAUGGCUGACAAGUUUCAAUUUCCGCUGGUUUGAGACAGGAUACCGGUAUGAAAGAAAGGAUAUGCUGCUGGAUGCCUUGAAUGAGCUCGAGAAUGAGGUCUUUGACUUGAUGAACGAUGAGAGCUUCCUUGUAUCGAUGAAGAUAGUCUCUUUCUUCUUGCUCCAAGUCCUUGAUCCUCUCAUCGACAAACACCCACAGCUGAAAAGCAAUCUCAUCCGAUCAGAACUCAUGGAAUCCAUUGAAAUCUUCAGGCGCUCUGUACAGCCGAGAUCGGAGAGGGACCUAGCCAUUGCUCAAGUAGUGCAGGCCCACACCGAUGUACUCGGGGUAAAUUUUGAAGCGAACCUAAUCGCGCCCACAAUUGCGAAGAUGUCACUGAAGGCAGACGCUGCUGAGUUGAAAAAGGGGGUCUUGCAGUGGCAGAGUCUCCUCAACUCUUUCAUCUACGGCAAUUCUGAACAGACUGAAAAGGACGUUCUGACAUCCCUCACCUUCUUCUACGGCGAGGAGUAUCCAACCAACCAGAAGAACAACCCCACCAACAACCUCAGAGAAGUUGCUCUGUUGAUCUCACUGAUCAUAAAGUCGUUAGAUAAAAUCUCGUGGCGUUCAUACCAACGAACAUAUUCGCAAGACCUUCAAGAUAUCUUGAAAACCAAUCACGAGGGCUACGACAGCUACAAAUGGUCCUUUGAUGGCUACAGGACCACAUCCAAACCUGCGUAUCAAAGGUUGAUCUUCACGGAGCUGGAGGAGCUCAUCCCGAACAAAACAAAACCCUCCCACGACCCAUACUCCGUCGCAUCCCUGCAGGAAACGGCAAAGAAGUUGGAUAGUUUCUGUACCUCGAUUCUCCAACUAUGGAAAAACAUGGAUCUCGCAAGGCAUCACAUGGACGUGCGGAUCAAUCAAUCCUCUGUAUUGCAGAGAAUCCGUGACGUGAUAGAAGCUGUGCAGCCUUAUCAUCGAUUCUAUCAAGAUGACCUGAAAAAACUCCUGCACAGAUUCCGACCCUUGUCUUUGAUCAAUGACAAGUCCACACUGCACUUCAAGCUGAUGGAUGAGAGUUAUCGCUAUUGGGAUCUAAACAACCCCUUCAUCCAGAAUCCAGGAACCGCACUUCCCAGCGAAAGGCACUUUUCCGAUGCUCUGACCGCAGCUUCACCCGGUGUCUCCCACGACAUGGCUGCGGACUUCUACAAGCUGCUGCUAGACACCUUUUAUCUGUCAUCAAGGGCGAUCUGCCUGAUCAACACCAAGAGAUUCUCCCAGCCUCCAAAAACGAGCCUCAACCUCCGCUCACACCACCCCCUCCCGGAAUCGCGGCCCCCUCCCAGCUCCCUAUGGCGCAACUUGCUUUAUGCCCCCCUCGUGUACCCCGUGGUCCACUGGCAGUUGAAUCCUCUUCUUCGGAGGAAGCCCGGUUACAUCCGCUAUCCCAUCAUGGCCGGUGCCAGCAUCGGCGGUGCAGCGGCGAUCGGGGCUGCCGCAGCCCGCUCCCGUGAGAGAGCCGGAAAUGUUUGA
Molecule: messenger RNA, 1545 nt
Organism: Guillardia theta CCMP2712
Lineage: Eukaryota; Cryptophyceae; Pyrenomonadales; Geminigeraceae
Exons: 1
Coding region: 1-1545 (514 amino acids)
Source: RefSeq, a predicted model, not a curated record